Messenger RNA from Coregonus clupeaformis (lake whitefish), 1929 nucleotides. RefSeq names its product spastin. The transcript is spliced from 16 exons. Gene Ontology annotation, molecular function: ATP binding; ATP hydrolysis activity. Lineage: Eukaryota; Metazoa; Chordata; Actinopteri; Salmoniformes; Salmonidae. Gene Ontology annotation, cellular component: microtubule cytoskeleton. The record is from RefSeq and is a predicted model, not a curated record. The coding region runs from base 211 to 1665 and encodes 484 amino acids.
UAGACAAGUCCGGUGUUCCACGCAUGCGUAGCGCCAACUUCCUGUUACAACAAGACACCGAUGUCUUGGAACUGUGUGGACUGGAUCUCUACAGUGGUUUUGUUAUUAUGAUAAAAUAGACAGGUUUACGAUCACCUCCUGGAUAUGAAAAUGGUAACUAGCUACUGUAACUAGUUGUGUAGAGUUGUAACGUUACAGUAUUUCACUACCAUGUCGGACAAAGUUAGAGCUGGGAACGGCAAAGACAACGGAGAUCUCAUUAGAAGCUACCAUAAACAGGCAUUUCAAUACAUAUCCGUGGCACUCAAGAUCGAUGAAGAUGACAAAGGUGUCAAGGAGGAGGCAGUCCAGUGGUAUCAGAAAGGCAUUUCAGAGCUUCAAAAGGGGAUUGCUAUUGAAGUCAUAGGACAAGGAGAACAUUAUGAUCGGGCAAAGAGGCUUCAAACUAAGAUGAUCACCAAUCUCACCAUGGCAAAGGACCGACUCGCUCUUUUAGAAGGUGCAUCGGCGUCUAAAAAGAGAAACAGCUCUCAGAGUCCAUCAGGCCAUCUCCCUACCCCUCCAGUGAGGCCUACUGGUCCAAAGAACCAGCCAGGUCCAGGUGGUUCCAUGUCCAGUCACAGCAAGCCAGCGAGCACUGUAAGAACUGGCUCAAGCAAGACUAACAAUAUCAAGGUUGUCCCUCGGGCCGCAGGAAGAGGACAGAAUGGCAGACCGGCAGCAGCGUCAAAGGAACCACAGAGGAGGGAUAUGAAGAACUUUAAGAAUGUGGACAGCAAGCUGGCCAACCUCAUACUGAAUGAGAUCGUGGACAGUGGGUCAGCAGUGAGCUUUGAAGACAUAGCAGGUCAGGAGCUGGCUAAACAGGCUCUCCAGGAGAUAGUUAUCCUGCCUGCACUCAGACCUGAGCUGUUCACUGGUCUCAGAUCCCCGGCACGAGGUCUGCUCCUCUUCGGCCCUCCAGGCAACGGAAAGACCAUGCUGGCCAAAGCAGUAGCCAUGGAAUCCCACGCCACCUUCUUUAACAUCAGUGCUGCCACUCUGACCUCUAAAUGGGUGGGAGAGGGAGAGAAGCUGGUCAGAGCUUUGUUUGCUGUGGCCAGAGAACUACAGCCUGCCAUCAUCUUCAUUGAUGAGAUCGACAGCCUGCUGUGUGAGAGGAGGGAAGGCGAACACGAUGCCAGCCGACGGUUAAAAACCGAGUUCCUCAUCCAGUUCGAUGGGGUGCAGUCAGAAGGUGCAGAGAGGGUUCUGGUGAUGGGAGCUACCAACAGGCCACAGGAGCUGGACGAAGCUGUACUCAGGCGAUUUGCCAAACGGGUGUACGUGUCCUUGCCAACAGAGGAGACGCGUUUCAAGUUGCUGAAUAAUUUAUUGGGAAAGCAUGGACACCCACUCAACCAGAAGGAAUUAGCCCAUCUAGCAAAAAUGACAGGGGGCUAUUCAGGAAGUGAUCUUACCUCAUUGGCUAAGGAUGCUGCUCUUGGACCAAUCAGGGAACUGGGACCAGAGCAAGUGAAAAACAUGGCUGCUAGUGACAUGCGUAACAUCCGCUGCCGGGACUUUGAGGAUUCUCUGAAGCGUAUCAAGCCCAGUAUCAGUCCCACAACCCUGGACGCUUAUGUUAGGUGGAACACUGACUAUGGAGACACGACGGUCUUCUAGAACCGUGGAACUAACUCACUUCCCAGCUAGCGCGUAACGUUCUAAGAACCAUAUGUUUCUUCGAGCUUGGUGAGAGCGUGGUUGUCCUAUGGUUAUUUUGCAUAAAAACCUUUCCACAACUUUCUGGGAACGGUGCAGGUAGUUGCUUGGCUUUGGAACGUUCUUUUAUUGGUAUUUCAAUAUUUUAACCAGAACGUUUCCUAAAAGUUCAAACAUGGUUGCAUUUAAUCUCAGUUUUGGUAAUGUUCUAGGAAUGUUCUCCAA